Pectinophora gossypiella (pink bollworm) is the source of this 4113-nucleotide messenger RNA. RefSeq names its product tetratricopeptide repeat protein 17. Lineage: Eukaryota; Metazoa; Arthropoda; Insecta; Lepidoptera; Gelechiidae. Gene Ontology annotation, molecular function: protein binding. The record is from RefSeq and is a predicted model, not a curated record. Gene Ontology annotation, cellular component: cytoplasm; actin cytoskeleton. The transcript has 19 exons. The coding region runs from base 92 to 3472 and encodes 1126 amino acids. Gene Ontology annotation, biological process: actin filament polymerization.
UAUUUACACGAUCGGUUUCCAGUGAAAACCUUUGUUUUUUAAAUAAAUACAAUGGCGUUUUAGUGUUGAAGUGGUAGUGGAAACUCUCUAGAUGGAGUACCUGACUCUUUUGUGGUUGUUUAGCUUCUACACCAGUGAUGUUCACGCGGCGACACACUGGAUGGUAACCGAGACUGGUCUCAUCCAGCCAAGGGAUGACUCUCCGUUCCAAAUGAACAAGCCGUAUGACUUACUAGCAUUUCUUAAUCAAGAUAUUCGCUGGGACAACAUCCGUAAGCUAUACCAUGACAUGUUGCGACGGCAGAAGGACCUGAGCCAUAUUUGGGAUAUUGUUGAAAAGGAUAGCGAUGUCAAUACGCUAUUGAGCAAUGAAGCUCACUGCAAGAAGUCUGGGCCAUUGAACUUAGUGGACUGGUAUACGUCACCCUUGGAAGAAGGGUUAUCGAAACAUAUACCCCAGGAGGAGUAUUUACUUCGCCACCCGAUGUACGGUCAGGACGUAGAUGUACCGGAUUGUAAGAAGAUAUCCUCGUUGACUUACAGCAUGGCUGCUUUUGAGCAUUUACCGUCUAUGCAACAGCGAGAGAAGCUGGUUAUCGAUGCGGAAUUGUCGUUACCAGAGCUUAUAUCACCGGUGAUGACAGUGGAGCAAUUCGGCCACUGGCUAGCGAACAUUCUUCGCAAGAACAGUUCCUCCUGGCUUCAUUACAACUUGGCUUCGUUGUACUGGAGGGUGCGGGGUAACGCUGUGAAGGCCUUAGAAUGCAGUCGACGAGCUGUACACUACGCUCCCAGGCGCUACAAAGACAUCUCCCUUCUAAGCAUGGGAACGACUCUGCACCGAGGCAAGAAACCUGAUGACGCCAUAAUAGUGUUGGGCGCAGCAGUCGACCACGAGCCGCAGUGCGCUCACGGACACUUCGUCCUGGCCAACGCGUACGCUGUCAUAGGCGAAUACAACAACUCCGUAAGGCAUUAUGACAAAAGUAUCAAAUUGAACCCUGGGGUGGAACAAUCUAUAAAAAACAAACACGCCGUGCUUUGUCUAAAGCAGAUGAUCAAGAAAGUGCGGAUACAUUACAAGACACUGAAAAAAUUGCAUAAAGAAGUAACGGAUUAUGCCGCUAGAGAGGUUAUGUUCCUGAAGUCCCAGGCUGCCUUCUUGAGGACCAUGAAGCAUAAUGAAGAGUUUGAUUACACGAAAGUAGACAGAAUUCUGCACAAAAUGUCAGAGAUAACGGGCCUAAAAAUAAAGGACUUAAAAAAAGAGAGCGAUAAAUUCUCUGUCAUUAAACACUUCCUCGACGAGAAGUAUAAAGACAGUUGGGUAGACGACAGAGGCAUUAAAGCUAUAGAGUCGGCUUAUGAAAUGCAAGAACUGAUUAGGAACAUCUCUAAACACGCCGCGUCCGCAUCGGACUUCGUGAUACAACCGGACCUAGUCAAAGUGUCCGAUGCGAAAUAUAAAAAGGAAAUCGGGCCUAUGCCUGUGUUUAAUGACGCUAAUCGGGGACCCAAAACGGAUUCCAUUAAACCAGGCGUGAUGGACAAGAUUGAUGAGGAAACUUAUGAGUAUGAAGUCAGGAUGCCACUGUAUCCACCAACGAUGAAAAUCCAUCGAAACGUGGAAGAUUUCGACAAAGAUGCCGACUGGCCGUCAGAGAAGCUGUGCAAGGAAGCCGGGCCCACUUAUCCUGAAAAUACUGAGGUCAUCUACCCCAUCUUCCUGCCCUUUGAGAAUAAGGGGUUGAGACUAAAAGGCAUCCUAACGCAUAAGAUUAACUUGGGUUUGAAUGUGGAACACGAGCUGCCGUGGCACCCGCCGAUGUGUCCACACUCGCGGGAGGCAGCUACUGCAGCGCAGAAGAAGCCCAAGCAACCGAUAUUGACGGAGAUAGUACAGACUGACUACCUGCGUCACAAGUUGAUGGAGUAUGUGGGUGAUGGGUACCCAGAGCACUCGCAACAUAUGCAGGACGCCGAGAUUGGACAGAGGAUACAUACCGCCAUGCAGAUGGGCGUUGCACCAAAAUGGAUGAUAUACACUCUAACAUCGCUUUACUGGCGUGUACGUGGUAACAACGUGAACGCCUUAAGCUGCCUCCUAGCAGCUAGUAAGAAUGUUAAGAGCAAAUUCAAGGAUGUCGUCUUGACUUCGCUGGCCUCUGUAUAUUUGGAGAUGGGGCUGUUUGAUGAGUCGCUACAGGCCGCUGAGGAAUCUUUUAGGCUGAGUCUUUAUGAGCCAGCUACAAACUUCGUUCUAGCAGAAUUAAACAUGGUAAAGAAGCAUCGCAACACGCAGAUGUUCCACAUGAAGCAGGUGGUCCGCGUGGAGCCAGGGUUCAUGGGCGGGGUGGCGCGGAGCCUGCUGCUAGGCUGGGGCUGUCUGAUGCGGCAGCUCGAAGCGGUGCACGGACUUGAUUUCGGCGAUGGUGACAUCUGCACUCAGGUGGAGCCGGGAGUGAGCAUGGUUUGCGAGAAGGACGGCACGAACUGUCAGAUGACCAACAUACAGUGCGUCACGCAUAGCGAGAAAGAAAGCACAAGCACUCUAGUCCGCCUAAUGGAGAUCAAGAAAGACCCAGCUCUCCUCCCGGAGCCAAUGGACGCCUCAGUAUUCGACCCGUUUACUAUGAAUAUGCCUUUAGAACGUGGGGACAAGGAAGGACACGAAAAGAACUUUCUGACGAUGGUGACCAUUCUGGAGAACCUACAGGGGUGUGGGCCUUCGGGCUGCGUCAACAUAAAAUCUGAAGACCUGGCGUUGAAGCAAGAAGACUGCACUUAUCAGUUCCUGCAGUUGGGUUACUGGCUGCAUAUCGUCAGCUUCCAACUGUUUUUCACUGAUCCUGACUUGAGAAUACCAUCAGAGUUGUUAUCAGCAACGGCUGGCGCUAAACGCGUCCCAGAGUGCAGGGUGUACGCAGAUCCUGCCGAGGACUUGGUACUGCACCGCGUCAACAAAUUAAGCCCGGAGGGCUGGGAGCAGGUGCCUUCCCUGCUGCAUCAGUUCAACGAGCUGUUCCACUUCAUGGACUUCGCUGUCAUCGGCGCCAAGAUGGCUCGGUUCCUUGAGACGCGGCCGCGCUCGUGGGUGGGCGCGCUGGCGGCGGGCUGGUGGUGCGGCGCGGCGGGGCGCGGCGCGUGCGCCGUGCGCUGCCUGGCCGCCGCCUACGCGCUGGCGCCGCCGCGCCACCGCGCUCACGCCACGCGCGCGCUGGCCGCGCUGCUGCACAUGCAAACAAAACACGACGAGGCAAAAGAGUGGGCCUACCUGUCUUUCUAUCUGUCGCCAAAGAGCAAAACCGAUGCUUUUCUAGUCGGACUCACAUACACUUACCAAGUUAAGUACGAGCAAGCCGUAUGGAUGUACCGCUACGCACUGUCAUUCGACGAGAAGUACCUGCCGGCUAAGGCCUGUCUACACGCCACUAUGUGUGUCAUGCUGUUUGGAGAGGGCGCCAAGCUGUAGUGAUGUUCCAGGUAAAUGUUGGGCAGCACUAAACGAACUAUAGUCCGUUCAAAAAUGAUCUUCAUAAAAGGUAAACAAACCUGUUACUACAAAGAAUGUUCGAAUUUCACCUAAACUACGCAAAGUAUUCUUCUAAUAACAUCCGUAGCACUCAAUAGAUGUAUGAUUUCUUAGCUCAAUGUGAAAUUAACGUAAAAUAAUGAUUAAAAACACAUUUUUUCAUGUAAAAACAAAAAUCAAACAAAACCUCACACAAAAAAGUUGACAUCAUAAAUUCUUGUUAAUCUGUGGCUAGCUGUCAAUUUGACUAUUAGUGAUGAGACAUUUCAUUCAGGUCAGGAAAACGAGUCAGUUCCGUGAAUAACUUAAGUGAGUGUACUUAAUAAGCCGAAAUGCGCAGAAAAAAUGACUUUCAAAGUGAGUUAGUGUAACCACAAAGAAACAUACAAUAUAUAUUUUAAUAUUAUCAUACAAAAUAUUCAAACAGCCCAAGAGAGUCAGUUCAUUUUGAUAAAAUAACUUGAGCUAAAAUCAAUUCAGCACUUCACUAGUAUGCAGUUUGACACAGAUAAAAAAUAUCGGCAGCCAUAUUUGUUUACCUUUUAUGAAGAUCAUUCUUGAACGGACUAUAAUUGCAUUUA